Molecule: messenger RNA, 675 nt
Organism: Aspergillus tanneri
Lineage: Eukaryota; Fungi; Ascomycota; Eurotiomycetes; Eurotiales; Aspergillaceae
Product: carbonic anhydrase
Exons: 1
Coding region: 1-675 (224 amino acids)
Biological process (GO): cellular response to oxidative stress; carbon utilization; cellular response to carbon dioxide
Cellular component (GO): cytoplasm
Molecular function (GO): zinc ion binding; carbonate dehydratase activity
Source: RefSeq, a predicted model, not a curated record
AUGGCUGGCAAAGACACAAAGACAAUUUCCAAACAUCUCCAGCAGACCUAUGAGCAGAUGUUUGAGAACAACCUCGCCUGGGCUGCUGCACAGGGCGAGAAGGACCCAGAAUUCUUCAAGAGGCUCGUCGAGGGCCAGAGCCCCGAGUACCUUUUUAUCGGAUGCAGCGACUCCCGCAUUCCCGCCGAGCAGGUCACAGGCCUACAGCCCGGUGAGGCCUUUGUACACCGAAAUAUUGCAAACGUGAUUUGCAACAUCGACCUUAGCGCCAUGAGUGUUAUCAAUUAUGCCGUCCGCCACCUCCAGGUUAAGCGCAUUAUUGUCUGCGGUCAUUAUGGCUGUGGCGGCGUCCAGGCUGCCAUGAGACCCCAGGACCUAGGCCUACUCAACCCCUGGCUUCGGAAUAUCCGUGACGUCUACCGCCUCCAUCAGGAUGAGCUAGAUGCCAUAUCCGACAAUAGAGCGCGCUACGACCGGCUCGUCGAGCUUAAUGUGAUCGAGCAGUGCCGGAACGUCAUCAAGACGGCGGCUAUCCAGCAGUCGUAUGUGGCCAAUGGAUUCCCUGUUGUGUCCGGGUGGGUAUUUGGGCUCCAUGACGGUCUGAUCAAGGACCUGAAUAUUGAUUUUGUGGCGACACUGAAGGAUGUUCAGAAGAUCUAUGAUCUUACAUCCUAA